Molecule: messenger RNA, 2365 nt
Organism: Aedes albopictus (Asian tiger mosquito)
Lineage: Eukaryota; Metazoa; Arthropoda; Insecta; Diptera; Culicidae
Product: angiopoietin-2-like
Exons: 2
Coding region: 28-2214 (728 amino acids)
Source: RefSeq, a predicted model, not a curated record
GAUAGGAAGCGUUCGUUCCAAUCGAAAAUGUUCGGCAACGUCCGUCUUGCACUAUGCGUGGUUCUAGUUUUGUGGAGUUCAACGGCCUAUUCUGCCGCAGGAAGCUACGACGAUGUAAUUACGAAAUUGGACAACCUCCUGUACCGGGUGGUGAUGAGCGAGGUCAACAUCAAGGAACGCCUCGAAGAAACAGAAGACCAGCUCAAAAAGACCCUCGAACAGCUGGAUACCUUGAUGGAACAUCAAAACGGUUUGGUGCAGAACGACGAUCAGCUUUUGGCUAAAAUCGACGAGUUACGUGACGAGGUUGUGCAGAACCAAGAAAACAUUCGCGGGGAGUUCUCAUCGGCGUUGGCCGGUAUGGGGCAAGAAGUAAGUAACAUUCAUCAACGAUUAGAAGAUUUAGUGGAAAAACAAGGAGAGCUAGCAGCAGAUCACAAAGCAUUAGCAUCUAUGUUGAUUGAAGUUGAGCAGAACGUUAACCAGAAAUUCGCGAUGGGCAUGGCCGAUAUCAGUGAACGUUUCAAUAAAACAGGAGAAAAGUUUGAAGAAGUUUUGCAAAAUCAGGAAAAUAAUCACGUGGAGUUAUCUUCAAAAAUGGUAAGCGUGAAACAUGAGCUGAAUUUGAUGGCGUCUAACGUAAUCGAAGGCUUCGAUAAUGCUGAUAAGCGAUUCGUUCAGCUUAUGCAAAACCAAGCGGAUCUUGCUGCGGGUCAUGAAGUAUUAACAUCCGCCUUGGAAAAAAUGGAACAAAAUGUAAGGGAGCAGUUUACCGUGACCCUAACAACAAUUACUGAUAAUUUCGAUAAAACAAAUGACCAAAUCGAUGAUCUCGCUAAGAGUCAAGAAAGCACUCGUGUGGAGUUGUCUACAAAACUGACAAGCCUAAAGCAGGACUUAAACCACAAUUUCAACUUGCUCAUGUCCAACGUAGUUGAAGGAUUUGAAAUUGCAGACAAACGAAUCGAUCGUCUUAUGCAACACCAUGCUGACCUUACUACGGGUCAUGAAGUGCUUGCUUCCACUAUAACAGGAUUAGAACUACAUGUCAAUGAACAGUUCACCCUGACGCUGACGAACGUAACCGAUCAUUUCGAUAGAACAAAUGACCAAAUCGAGAAUCUUGCGAAGAAUCAAGACAACAGCCGCGUUGAGUUAUCAUCAAAGUUGACCACAUUGAAACAAGACAUGAACAGUAACUUCAACUCAGUUAUAUCCAACGUGAACGAUGGCUUUUCGAAGACGGCCGUGAAGGUUGAUCACGUCUCACAAAAACAGGAUGACCUUGCAGCAAGUCAACAAACGUUAACUAUCGCAUUGAACAAAAUGAACAACGAUGUAAGUGAUAAGCUUGUCACAAUUGCGACGAACAUCAACAAACGUUCCGACAAACUUGAAGAUCAGCACCGAACAACAAAAGAUCAACUGGAUCGCCUCCUGCAAAAUAUGGACAACCAUCGCGUAGAAUUCUCAACGGUCCUAACCAGAAUAGAACAAAGUACUAAUCAGAACUUCGUUACGGUAACGAACUACGCAGUGCAAAUUUUGCAGCAGGCCGGAAGUUGUUCAACACCGCAGCAGCCUGCGGUAGUGACUUCGUGCAAGAAUACACCGACUAAAAUAUCCGGUCAGUAUCAGCUGAAACCCUUCGGUACCGACGAGGUCCUGGUGGGAUACUGCGAGCAGGAGAAGUUCAAUGGUGGCUGGCUGGUGAUACAACAUCGAUUCGAUGGUUCAGUAGACUUCCAUCGCAACUGGAACGACUACAAACACGGCUUUGGAUCCAUCGGAGGAGAGUUCUGGCUUGGAUUGGACAAAAUUCAUCGACUUACCAGCAACAAGAACGUUGAACUGGUUGUCGAACUGAAGGACUUCAACAACAACUAUAUCUACGCACGAUAUGAUGCUUUUGAAAUUGGCAGUGAGCCUCAGAAAUAUUCACUGGACAAGCUGGGAACGUACAGCGGAACUGCUGGGGAUUCUAUGAUUUACAACAGAGGCAAAAAAUUCACCACCAAGGAUAACGAUAACGACGGCGCCGUGAAUCUGAACUGCGCCGUUAGCAGAGCGGGAGCAUGGUGGUUUAAUUGGUGUGGCAAUGCUGAUCUCAAUGGAAUGUACGGCGUAAGAGGUGAUUGGCGAUCCGUUUAUUGGUAUGGCUACAACCAAUAUGAUGGAAUGAAAUACACCAGAAUGAUGAUCCGAGAAAAGUAAAAUGACAAGGGCCCAUUAGACAACAAUGCAAUGUACCUACAGAAUGUAACCGUUGCUAUCAUAUUUAUUUGUUCCGAUUUUACUACGAAAUAAACCUAAAACAGUACAAAAGCAUCAAUGCUCUCAUAUAGCUAUAAUUUUCCGGCACUAA